Molecule: messenger RNA, 495 nt
Organism: Acanthochromis polyacanthus (spiny chromis)
Lineage: Eukaryota; Metazoa; Chordata; Actinopteri; Pomacentridae
Gene: rpl36a
Product: ribosomal protein L36A
Biological process (GO): translation
Cellular component (GO): ribosome; cytosolic large ribosomal subunit
Molecular function (GO): structural constituent of ribosome
Source: RefSeq, a predicted model, not a curated record
UGUUUGUCCUCCUGCCGUGUCCCGCCACUAGGGGGCAGACUGGUCGCUCACUGCUCAGUUCCAUUUAAAGAACUGCUUCCGGCCUCAGCCUUCCUCUUUUCCUCUGCAUCGGGUCGCAGCCAUGGUGAACGUCCCGAAGACCCGCAGGACCUACUGCAAGAAGUGCAAGAAGCACCAGCCCCACAAAGUUACCCAGUACAAGAAGGGAAAGGACUCCCUCUAUGCACAGGGUAAGAGGAGAUACACCAGGAAGCAGUCAGGGUAUGGUGGUCAAACAAAGCCCAUCUUCCACAAAAAGGCCAAGACUACAAAGAAAAUUGUGUUGAGGCUUGAGUGUUUGGAGGCCAACUGCAGAUCAAGAGAUGCUGGCCAUCAGAGAUGCAAACACUUCGAGUUGGGUGGUGACAAGAAGAGAAAGGGCCAGGUCAUCCAGUUCUAAGCUGUGGUCCAGACUUCCUGAGCUGUCAUUAUUUUCAAUAAAUGUCUCAGAACAUA